UUCCCGUCAUCUCAUCAUCGCAAUUGGUGCAGCUAUCACGGAAAUGUUUACGUUCUGGUCGGUCCGCGGUCGUACUUUUGGUUUUUGUGCUGCUGAUACCAGUCUAGCUUCGAGGCGCUAAACGAAGGAAAGUCGUGGGCUGAGAUGCUGUCGUGCAGAGAAAAUUGACCACGCGGUCGCGUAAACAGAAUACUUGUGUAAUUUCACGGUGCUGUGACUGUCUAUACGGAAGAUUAUCAUCGGUUGUUCAGGAUCAUCGUUUAUUUUCGUACGGUGCCAAGAGGGACAUGGGGAGCUACGCGAGUAGGCUGGUGUCGGCAUCGAAUAGCGCGGUGAACUCCGUUUAUCAGAGCAGGAAGAGGAAACGCAUCCAGGAGGAUGAUUUUGAAUCCGGAUCGAGGUUCAUUGAAGAGACUCUGCAAACGCCCAAGAGGAGAAAAUUGAUGACCACGGCUCAGUAUAUUUACAAGACGCUAUUCGAGGAGGAAAAGGCCAGCGAUAUUACGGUGGUAAUGCUCGGGAAAGCGUGGAGGCUGCACAAAGUUUACAUAAGCCAAAGCCCUUAUUUUGCUAGUAUGUUUUCUGGUUCCUGGCGUGAGACUAACGAGAGGCUGGUUAAUGUAGAGAUCACUGAUCCCAACAUCACACUUGAUUCACUCACUGUUGUACUCGGCUCUUUUUACCAGGAUGAAGUCUGUCUUGAGCCAAAAAAUGUGAUUUCCAUUCUUGCAACAGCAACACUCUUUCAACUUCAGGGUCUUAUAGACGAAUGCACUGAAAUUAUGGCCGAGACAACAAAUAUAAAAACUGUAGUUCCUUAUUACAAUGCAGCUGUUUCAUAUGGAGUGCCAAAGGUUAAGAAUAUCUGCAAAAGGUGGCUAGAAUUUAAUUUAAUGGGAUAUGGUUGGCUUUAUCCUUCAUUUUUAAAAGAGAUAAGUCCAGAAUUAAUGGCUGAACUUGUAAGCAGUUCAGACUUGGUAGUCAUGCAAACGGAAUUUUGUAUUUACAUGAUGUUGAGAGUGUGGUUGUUCGUUCAUGUACAAGAUAAAGAUGAAGCCUCACAACAUGAGGAAUUUUAUAGAAAUAAAACAUGGACUGAACCAUUUCUUGAAACAAAGAAGGGCAAAGUAUUCAGUGCCCCUUUCAAAUCACUUCGGAAAAAAUAUUUAUUACUUAAUCAUCAAGACGUGAAAAUUUUACAAAAUGACAACCUAAUGCCUGAGGACUGGUUAUACAAAUCUUACAAAGAGCAAUGGCUACAUAUUUUGAGAAUCGAUUCAAACAGAGAUACAGGAUCCCUGAUUUCACUUGUGACACGUUUCCUCCAAAAACAAGCGUUUCGAUCUAGGCCAAAAAGUUUGAGCGAGGAAACCUUUGCCAGAGAAUGUUUUCGUUGUGCCAGAUGUGUAGAGAUUCCCGGAGAACACGUUUGGCGCUGGACUGCUUUUCACUUUGGUUUGGAUCUGAUUGUAAAUUUAGACUUAACCGUACUGAGGUUCAAGAGAUACAGUAGACUAGAUUCUGAACAUAUAACAGCUAAUCAUAACAAACAUCAUAUCGUCGUUAGAAUACGUCUGUUUUCAUUAAAUGAGCAAAGGCAAAUUAAACACCUGCAAGAUUCCGGACUAGUCAAUCUUUCGUUACAAAGAAACCAAGAGAAACAAGUUAUGUCUCUGGACAAGGAACUAUCAUUCCCUCUGCACAUAUCGGUUAACAUGCAGGUCGUUACGCCUUUCACACCCGUCGAGGAGGUAAAAACUGUAAACACAGUUAUCGCAAAUACCUAGUCGACGAAGUCUGAACUUCAAUAUCGAUUUUGCUUCGCGUAUCGGUAACGUGGGGCGGACGCACUGUUAAUUGCACGCGACAAAUCUUAAUAAUACUAGUCUAUAAAUCGCAUAUUGUGUCAAUGAAAUAACGGUAAUGGUUCGCAUAGUGAUUAGGCGCACAAAAAAAAUCUUAAUUGGAUGAGCCGAAGUGUCAUGAGCGGUACCAGUUACUUUAGUUUAAGGACUCGCAACAAAUUUUUUAUAACUUGAAAAAAAUGAACUUUAUUAAUUUAGGAGCUACUUAUAGUACCAAAACAAUUUUGGUAGAAUUGAUACGAUAUACAAUUUUUCAUUCAAUGAAGAUUCUUUUUUUUUUCUUUUUCGUUUUAUUCGAUGGGAGUGAAUUAUUUUAUUUCGCAAAUGUUACGUUUUUCAUAUAGACUAAAUCAAAAAUGUUGAAGCGUAGAGAUGAAAAUUUACUAAUGAUCAUUCCAAUUUUAAUUUAUCACAAGCAAUUCAUCGGCAGAAUAGACGAACUAAUCUCAUCGUGUCAUUAACCAAAAACUUUAGAAAGUUAGUUCAUAAUCAAAUCAAUGUUGAAUGUAAGUCUCAUAAUGUAACAAAAUGUAUUUUUCACGAAUACAUUAUUUGUUGUUUGGUGCCUUCAAAGUAUUGAGCUACAUCUCAAUGAAGUUGUACAGUAUUAAGUACCAGUCUGUGGAAAAACUGUAUACUUUGCACUUUAUAAUAUAAUAAAGCUUUUCUACGACGCGAA
Molecule: messenger RNA, 2544 nt
Organism: Nasonia vitripennis (jewel wasp)
Lineage: Eukaryota; Metazoa; Arthropoda; Insecta; Hymenoptera; Pteromalidae
Gene: gcl
Product: protein germ cell-less
Exons: 9
Coding region: 288-1787 (499 amino acids)
Biological process (GO): germ cell development
Molecular function (GO): protein binding
Source: RefSeq, a predicted model, not a curated record